GACGCAACAGGUGGGCGUGGCCUGCAGUGACCUCACCUGUCUCUCAGGUGAUUUAAUCUGCGACAACAAAGAGCUGCUGAACACGGAAGUGACUCAUUGUUCCUGCAAAGGUGAGUCGAUCCGACUUGUUUAAACCAGAUCCAGAUCCAGAUUCAGGUGCACAUCCGGAUCAGAGGACGCAAUGAACCCACACGCACUUGGUGUCCUGACCCUCUGUCUCCUGCUCGGGCCCGGCCUGGCUCUGAACUGUACCUGGGACAGCUCCAUCGAUCCGGAUCAGGUCCAGGACGGAGACUCUGGGUUCGUCCUGGGAGAAGCGGAGGCGUUGGACCCGCAGAGGUGCCAGGAGAAGUGCUGCGCUGAGUCGGACUGUGACGUCGCUGUGGUCGGGUACCCGGCGGACGGAGGGCCGCAGUGUGAGCUGUGGAGCUGUGGGAACCAGAACCAGAACCAGAACCGGCAAGUGUGCGUUUUCAGGCGCAGCUCCCAGUUCCAGGUUUUCCGCAAGCAGGGGAAGAAAGUUGACUCGAGCCCGGAGAAGCUGCACAUCCUCCCGCUGCUGAGCUCCACUGAUCCGCCAAGCAACCACGUUCUGUGUCGUCUGCCGGUGAAGGUGGGGUUGUGCCGUGCUGCAUUCCCGAGGUUUUUCUACAACGUGACAGAACAGAAAUGUCGCAGCUUCGUGUACGGAGGCUGCGAGGCCAACGGCAACAACUUUGAGUCUGAAGACGAGUGCGAGUCAACCUGCAGCGGCGUUACAGGUUCAGUUCUCCCUCCUGACUCAACCCCUCCUCCAGUUGAACGUCAUGUCAAAGCAGCUCGAAUGGUUCCAGCCGUCGACACAAGUGCAGCUGAGUCUGAACCUGCUGUCACAGAGUCCGUUCACCCUCAGUACACAGAUAUGUCGGCUGAUGAAUAUGCAGAGCGGUGUGGGGCCGAGCCUCAGGCGGGUCCCUGCAGGGCAGCGUUUCAGCAUUGGUUCUACAACCGCCACACAGGUACCUGUCAAUCAUUCAUCUAUGGAGGCUGCAGAGGAAACAAGAACAACUACAUCAGCGAGGAGAGCUGCAUGGCUGCGUGUACAGUGUCCGUCCUGCCGUCCUCUAAGAAAUCAGCUGAUGAUGUUUCCACAGAAAAUAAAGAUGAGUGUCUGUUGACCCCUGACCCUGGUCCGUGUCGAGCUGCAUUCCCAAAGUUCUUCUUCAACCACAACACUGGCACCUGUCAGUCAUUCUUGUACGGUGGUUGCCAUGGAAACCUGAACCGUUACGGCACCUUGGAGGAGUGUAUGAGCCACUGCAGUCAAGACGGUUCGUUUGACACUCGUGGGAAAAGCCGUAACCGCUGGACUGCAGCGUUCUUCCUCUUCAUCACUCUGGCCGCCAUAUCCGCUCUGCUGCUGGUGACGCUCGUCCUCGUCUCUCUGAGACGUCACCGUCUGUCCCACCGUCCCUCCAUCAGUGAUAAAGAGGAGCUGCUUCCUAGUGACCAGUCGUCUGUUGAGUCUCUGACUCCGCCAGAGAGUCCCAGACCAGACCAGGCCUGAGGAGGGGCCACAGAGGGUCUGGGUCUGGGGCCACAGAGGGUCUGGGGCCACAGAGGGUCUGGGUCUGGGGCCACAGAAGGUCUGGGGCCACAGAGGGUCUGGGGCCACAAACAAGACUUUUCUUCAACAAUCUUUUCUUUAACGAUCUUUUCUUUAAUGUUCUUUUUUUUUUUAAAGUUCUUUCUUUCUGGAGUCUUUCCUUUAACAAGACUUUAACAGUUUUUUUCCUUCAUUCAGUUUUAUCUCAUGAUCACUCGUCUGUUUUAUGUUGACACUAAGAUCUUUUAAACUUUAAAUGGUCAUUUAAAGUCAUAAUGAAGUAAAAUAUGAAUCACUUGUUUUUAGUUUCAUGUGACCUAAACACGUCACAUGACGUAAACCGUUGGUCUUAAAUUGUCACUCUUCACUUUAUGAUUAUCGCUUCUCAGUUUUUAUAUUUUAUGAAUAAAUGAUUAAAUAUUUAAUCAGGCGUUUGUUGAUGUGUGUUGACACCACUUAAAAACAUGACGUCAAAUUAAACUCAAGAAAAAAACUGUAAUCUACAAGUUUUUUAAUUUGAAAUGAUCAGAAAUCAAAAGUUUUUAAACAUUUAAUACUCAAGUUUCAGUCUGAACAUUGGAGUCUACAUGUCCCAUAAUGCACCUGGACAGUGUGGACUGCGAAGACAGUUGGUCCAUUGAUCUUUUUGUAUUUAUUGAUAAUUAUUGAGCAUUUACUUUUCAAUGUCACUUUGAUCUGCAUGUGAGGUUUUCCUCAGAAACUUUUAUUUUGACAUUUAGUUUUGUAAAAUCUUGCAGUGGAAUCACGUGAACUUAGUUCAAUCAUUAGUUUAUAACAUUAUGAUAAAAGUAAUAAUAAUAAGACUUGUGUUAAAGCAAAGAUCAGUGUUUCUGUUUAUCGAUAAAACAUGAACCACUGAAGAUCUGUUUUGAAGGUUUAUUUCAAAUAAUAAAAGUUCAAUUAGAAUGAAAAUUAAAUCCCAGUGACUUUCUACAAAUAAAUGUUUAACAAACAUGUUUUCUCAUGAGGAUCAGAUUUUUAAGAGAAACAUCUUCAAACAGGCAGAAAAAUGUAACGUGUUUGAAAUUUUACUGAAAGAUGAAAUCUCAUUUUCAUAUUUAUUAUUCAAUUAUUCAUAAUCAGUGUGUUGAGUUUAAUCUGUGAUUCAUGAUAAUUGAAGCUGGUUACUGAUUUGACCUGUAAUAAAUUAACUGUUGAUUCA
This is a messenger RNA of Hippoglossus stenolepis (Pacific halibut), 2768 nucleotides long. RefSeq names its product serine peptidase inhibitor, Kunitz type, 2 (gene spint2). The record is from RefSeq and is a predicted model, not a curated record. Gene Ontology annotation, molecular function: serine-type endopeptidase inhibitor activity. Lineage: Eukaryota; Metazoa; Chordata; Actinopteri; Pleuronectiformes; Pleuronectidae. The transcript is spliced from 11 exons. Bases 182 to 1546 code for a protein of 454 amino acids.